Messenger RNA from Syzygium oleosum, 3322 nucleotides. RefSeq lists its product as uncharacterized. The transcript has 11 exons. The coding region runs from base 325 to 2919 and encodes 864 amino acids. The record is from RefSeq and is a predicted model, not a curated record. Lineage: Eukaryota; Viridiplantae; Streptophyta; Magnoliopsida; Myrtales; Myrtaceae.
GUCGGCUUUCGCUUUCACGUUCACGUUCAGAUCCCUCCAGCACAAAUUCAGUCGCAGGGCGAACUCGACGUACAUCUCCGAGCAGGUGAAGCUCGCGCUCGCUCAUCUCCGCGCUCUCCUCCACCGGCCGGUGCGCAUUUUCGCCGUCGCCCGGCUCAGAUCGCGUCCUCCUCUUCGCAGCUUGCGCUUCGGUUUCCGCUCCGCGAGAUUGGUCGCCGAUCCUCUCUCCGGGGCUCCGAUUUCGGUGCCAGGAUACUUACAUCUGCCAAGCUUCAUCAUAACCUUCAGGCCCCGAUAUUUUAGCAGCGUUUUGCUGUCCAAGCAAUGAAUUUUCUGCUGCGGCCCUCACCAACUGUUGCUGCCGAACAACCGAGUGUCAACGGAAGCAAUACCGACAUGCAUAAAAUGUCAAGACCUGUGGCGACUUUAGAGGGUCUGAUAGCUGAAGAUUCGUUUCCACCGUUUGAUAGCGCUGAGGAUUCUGGCGGGGAGGCUGCUAGAUAUGAGGAUGUGAGCAUUGUCGGUUCAGGUACAAGCAGUGAUGCUUCUCUCCUGGGGAGCCAUUCAGAUGUUUCUGAAGAAGAAGGAUGGAUAACCAUACCGUCCAAAAAACUCGCCGAGAAUUGGAUUGAUGCUCAAGAUGUACAUUCAUUGCGCUCUUUGGACCGUUCUUUUGUUUUUCCAGGUGAACAGAUUCAUGUGUUGGCAUGUUUGUCAGCAAAUGAGCAGGAUACUGAAAUUAUUACUCCCUUCAAAGUUGCUGCCGUUAUGAGUAAAAAUGGUAUUGGACAGAGUGGCAGAAAGGUGAAUGGACUUCUUGGGGAUGGCAUGGAUGCAGUGUCGGAUAAUGCAGAAGUGCAUGCAGAUGGUCAAGAUAUAGAGCAGAAUGGCGUAAACCAAUUAAAAGGGAAUUCUGAUGCUCAAAAGGACUUUACUGCUGGUGAAUCUCUGCUUAGAAUGGAAGACCAAAAACGAAAGACAGAAACGUUACUGCAGAAAUUCAAAAGUUCUCAUUUUUUUGUCAGGAUAGCUGAGUCAAAUGAGAUGCUUUGGUCAAAGAGAGGAGCUCAUAAGACGUCUUCUCACACUUCUGUCAAGGAAGAUCAGAGUUCUACCGCAAAUGAGAGCAGCAUUGCAAAAGAUAUGUCACGGCUCAAUGCAAUUAUAGAUAAAGGGAAUUUUGAUGCCAAUGUCUGUGGUGGAGUGGCAAGGAAUACCGUUCAAUGUCAUUCUCUUGCUAAUGGGGAUGUAGUGGUUCUUCUCCAAGUGAAUGUUGGCGCUAAUUUGUCGGAAGAUCCUGUCCUCGAGAUUCUUCAAUUUGAGAAGCAUCAGACCAAAAAUGUGUCUUCCCAUAGCAGGGAUGAUGUCUUUCAUGCAAAUCAGGAACCUUGUGGAGAGCUAUUGACUUGGUUGCUUCCCUUGGACAAUACUCUUUCUCCACCAGCUCGUUCGUUAUCUCCCCCACCUUUAAUUACCAAUCCUGGAAUUGGCAGUACAUCUCAAAGGCCCAACCUUGCAGGCACCUCUGGCUCUCAGCUCUUCUCUUUCGGCAAUUUUAGAAGCUACUCCAUGUCUGCAAUUCCCCAAACUACUGCACCACCACCGGCACCUGUCACAACGCCUAGCUCUAAGCCCAAAUUUGAACUUGAAGAUUGGGAUCGGUUCUCAUACCAAAAAUUUGUGAAGAACCAAAAGACUGAUAAAGAGGAGCUUUUAUCUUUUAGAGGUGUCUCACUGGAACCGGAGAGGUUUUCUGUUUGUUGUGGGCUAGAAGGUGUAUAUAUACCAGGAAGAAGGUGGAGGAGGAAACUUGAAAUUAUUCAACCCAUUGAGAUUCACUCUUUUGGUGCUGACUGCAACACUGAUGAUCUCCUUUGUGUGCAGAUAAAGAAUGUUUCUCCAGCACAUGUACCAGAGGUUGUGGUGUAUAUAGAUGCUAUAACAAUUGUGCUUGAGGAGGCCGUGAAAGGUGGACCCCCACUAUCCUUGCCCAUUGCAUCUAUUGAAGCUGGAGAUGAGCAUAGUUUGCCAAAUCUAGCUCUCAGGAGAGGUGAAGAGCACUCUUUCAUUCUUAAACCAGCAAUUUCUGCAUGGAAGAGGUUUAGUGCUCAGGAUCGAAAAGGUACUCAGUCGUCACAGCUUAUGGGCGGAACCGCAUCAACUCUGCGUGUUUCCUCUAAAAUUAUAGAAGGGAAGAGUAGUCCUUCAGCAUCCGAUCACUAUGCAGUAAUGGUAUCAUGUCACUGCAACUACACUGAAUCAAGAUUAUUUUUCAAGCAGCCGACAAGUUGGCGACCUCGUAUCUCGAGGGAUAUUAUGAUCUCUGUUGCUUCUGAGAUGUCAAGAGAAUGUCCUGGACCAAAUGGUGUGGUCCCGCAGCUUCCCGUGCAGGUUCUAACACUCCAGGCCUCAAACUUGACAUCAGAAGAUCUAACUAUGACAAUUCUUGCACCAGCUUCAUUUACUUCACCUCCUUCUGUACUCUCUUUGAAUUCCUCGCCCACGUCACCUAUCAGCCCAUUUUUAGGGCUUUCUGAAGUUGCUGGAAAAUACAGCAGCCACGCACAUGGCUCUACAGUGCAGAAGUCAAGUGUAGUGGCUCCUUCAUUAGAAAAUAAGAGCGACGUUCACAGUGAAACCAAAUUAGUAUCUUUAAAUGAGCAGGCUUCCCCAGUAUCAGAUGCUAUUUCAACUUCCGGUUUCGGUUGCACACAUUUAUGGCUGCAUAGUAGAGUUCCAUUGGGGUGUGUACCCUCUCAAACAACGGCAACCAUCAAACUUGAAUUACUUCCUUUGACUGAUGGUAUUAUUACGUUAGAUACUCUGCAGAUUGAUGUGAAGGAGAAAGGUCUUACGUACAUUCCAGAGCACUCACUGAAGAUAAAUGCCACUUCCAGUAUUUCCACGGGGAUUAUUUAGAAUCCAUAUACUACAGACGGUUAUUCUUUCACACCCCUUAUAACCGAGUGAGAAAAUUCAAGAUUCGGCGCCAAGCCAUCAGGUAGUUGCAUGGCGUGUUCACGCUCUCGACGUGUAGCCUGAUAUGUGCCUCCUUGUUCCAUUGGUGCUUCGGAUGGUGUGUCGCUGCGUUGAAUUGAAUAUGAAAAUGAGUGCAUUUUGGAUGUAUCGCUUGGGAUCACGAGUUGUAUAGCAGGAUAUGAGGAGAAAAGCAUUCUUUGUAAUACCCCAUGGUGGGAUGGGACUUGGCAUUGUAGAUGAUGAACUUGAGAGUGCGUGGAUAGUUACCUCAUUGCAGUAAUAUCUCUGAGAGACAGAAUGACAAAUAGCAAAGAAUACUCGAUUCUUGCCGUUCGGCUUCGAA